AUGGAUACCGAUACUGAUGCAUUUCAUGAACGAUUACGGCUUAAAAUUCAACCAAGUCCACCUAAAUUUCCCUACCGAGAUGAUCCAUUUGAACUUACAGUCUACCUCGUAGAUCCAGCUGAUCACCUCAAAUCGGGUGUAAUGGUACCACUCAAUGUAGAAUUGUACUCAGCAGAGAAAAUGAUGCCUGUGGAAAAGGACAUUUUGCAUAUUGAUCCAAGUACAAAACCUAUUAUGAAUGGUGAUGGAAUCUGUAAGCUACGUAUGAGUAUUAGUGAGUGCUCCAUGGCACUUGGGAAUCGCAAGUUUGUGCUUCAUAUCUCGGCUUCUACGACCAAGGAAAAUAUUAAUCUGAACGUCACACCAGCCGUCACGUCCGAGAUGACGGUAAUCCAGCACCGUCUACUCAUCCAGGAGAAGCUGCCCGAGCUUUGGUACAAGGACGAGGGUGGCCGUGACAAGUGCAUGACGCUGCCCAUCUACCUCGUGAACGCCAAGAACGAACGCGUAGGUAACCGCCCCGUGCCACUACGCGUGACACUGCUCUACGAAAAUGAGCAUCCUGUGCUCAAGCAGGAUAUUUUAAAGAUGUCUCCGGACUGCCAACGCACCAUUGAUUCGACGGGUAAAGCCGUGCUAAAGCUGCGAAUUGAAGACGUGUCCAAGAACCAUCAGGGUCAAGCCUUUCGCCUCAAGGUGGAAGCCGACACAGCACAGUCGCCGCUUAACUUUGACGUAGCAUACGAUCUCAGCUCGUCCAUCUCUGUGCGCUCCAAGCGCAACAAACGCCGACCAGGCAAGAGUGCCCCGACACAGAUCACACACCACGUCAUCAAUGGUGCGUCUACACCAAUGUCAACGACGUCAUCGCCUGCUUCAAAUGCAGAUAAUGAAAUGAUGCUCACUAGUGCUUUUGGAGCUACCGCAUUUACAGCAGAUGAUCGCCGCAAAAGGAUGCGCACGGGAGACAGCGCGUCCCCGGGUACACCACGAGUAGGUGGGAGUCCACAGUCUAGUAAUUCGCUGACUGGUGCCAUGGAAAACAUCUUGACCUGGACUGGUGGGGUUGUGAAUGGACUCCACCAAUUAGAAUGGCAAACGGUAGGCUAUGAAAGCAAGAGCGAUGGCAGGGCCGACCCGGAACGACCUAUAUAUCGCUGCCCAGCAUGCUGGCGCUACAAAGAUGUCAUGACAUACGAAACAGCCCAGCAUGAUACGAAAUGCCUGAUUGCGAAUCUUUUGCUCACGUACGCCACGGAUACAAUGGGCCGUCUUGACUUUGUGCUCAAAGGUAUUGAGCGGUUUCCAGCGAUGAUUGCUAGCGCUCAGGCUGCUGCUCAAAAAGCAGCAGUGAAGCCAAUGGGACAGAUGUCAAACCAAAACACUGGAGGGCCGUCACUUGUGAGCCCACAGAAUGGAGGUAUGCUGGAUGUGAAUUCGCUGACGGACGAUGCAUCGUCCAAUCAGCAAAUGAUGAGUUCAGCUAUGAUGAUGAAUUCUACUAUGGAAGUUAGUGCCUCUUCAAACCAGUUUUCUAUGAGCAAUAGCUCGUUGGGAAUGGCCACGGCGACUUCAGGGGCUAUGAGUGGUUUGGCGGGAAUGGAUGGUCCUCCUGGUUUAUUUCGCAACAACUCGGGUGGGCUCACAGAAUUUAUGCGCUCGCUUGACGACCAAGACUCAAGUGACCCGAUGUUUUAUCAGAACCUCGCUGGUAAUGGAAACAACAACAGCAGCGGCAGUGGCAACCAGAUCGCCAAUGCGAUUGAGAUGCAAGUCUUCUACGUGGUUGCACGAAUGGUUACGCUAAACGCCAGCAAUGCAAUUGGCUUUCCAGCAUUUGACGUGAGUAUGAACCUGUUGGGAUUCUAUCAAGAGGGUCGUGAGAAUGCAACGAUUGAGGUGGUGUUUGUACCUGUGAACAAGAUCCCUGCUAUUUCUCAAGGCGAGAUCCUAGAGACCCAGCGGCUGCUGCAGGCGGAGAUGAAGAGUAACAGCUCUGCAGUGCACACGUUGGUGCGCUGUAGCAACGAUUUGGUAAAAUUGAAGGAAGACGUGAUCCUUUUCCACUGGAACGCAAAGGAUCGGAUUGCGCCGAAGUGGUAG
Peronospora belbahrii is the source of this 2103-nucleotide messenger RNA. Lineage: Eukaryota; Oomycota; Peronosporomycetes; Peronosporales; Peronosporaceae. The record is from the annotation of a GenBank genome assembly.